AUGCUGCGUAAGAUAUAUGAUGAAGAAGAGGUAGAGGAAGAGAAAAUUGAAGAAUACGAGGAAGAAGAUUCCGGUCCCAUCUACGUCACUGAUGGGGAAGGAGUAUUUUGUGAAAGAAUAAGUUUCUUGGUUGAAGAGGAGUUUAUUGAAGAAAUUGAAGAAGAAACUAAUUUUGUGAUCAGAGAUGAAAUUGUUGAAGCAAUUGUGGAAGAAAUCAAUUUUAUUGAUAUGCACGAAAUUGUUGAAGAAAUGGUGAUUUUUGUUGAACAACAAAAAUCAUUCCGAGAGCUCACAACCUUGAGAACCAAUGACUAUAAGUGCCACAAAAAUUCAGGUUCUCAUAUCUUUUAUGAACAUAAUUCCUUUUCUAAUGAUCUUAAAGAAAUCCAAAUUGGAAGCUUCAUUGAUCAAGAAGGGUUAUUUGUUUUUCUUCUUCUUGUUCGUUUCAAAGUGUGGGAAAUGUUUACACUUUAG
Molecule: messenger RNA, 474 nt
Organism: Lactuca saligna
Lineage: Eukaryota; Viridiplantae; Streptophyta; Magnoliopsida; Asterales; Asteraceae
Source: the annotation of a GenBank genome assembly